This is a messenger RNA of Gadus morhua (Atlantic cod), 3945 nucleotides long. RefSeq names its product solute carrier family 25 member 29-like (gene slc25a29l). Gene Ontology annotation, cellular component: mitochondrion. The record is from RefSeq and is a predicted model, not a curated record. Gene Ontology annotation, molecular function: high-affinity L-arginine transmembrane transporter activity. Gene Ontology annotation, biological process: mitochondrial L-ornithine transmembrane transport. The coding region runs from base 528 to 1442 and encodes 304 amino acids. The transcript is spliced from 4 exons. NCBI's taxonomy places the organism in Eukaryota, Metazoa, Chordata, Actinopteri, Gadiformes, Gadidae.
UGACUGAGAGGGGUGGACAGGACCAGCUGGGGGAGUUGUCUAGUCCAGAGGGAUGCGAUUGGGCUUCCUCAAAAAGGACAGGCACACGUUUUGACUCUGUAUUCCCCCCGCCUCCUCCCACCACAGAAAUAGAAAGGCCGUGUCUGUGGAAGUUGAGUUAAGUAGCCGGACCAUCUACAGCAGAGAGGAAGGGGAGAGUAGUUUGUUAUAUUAACAGAAGGUUUUUAAUCUGCCCCCGUUUAAAUCCAUCCGCGAUUAUACCCAGAAUACCGUGUGGCCCAAAUCAGAGCGUGCAAGAAAGAGAAGUUUGGAGGGUUUUUUCAUCAACAAACUUUGAAAACCCCAAUCACAUGCUGGUUGGAUUAUCAGGGGCUAGUUUACUUAUUCCCAAAUUGGGAUUUUAAAUUGUAUCAAGCAAAACACCUCCAUACACAACCUUAUAAGUAAAUAGUAAGGAGUUGUGGGUCAUUAAUUUCUGCUUCGCUAGUUAGCUUGACCAAUAUAAAGCUGCUAACGUUCAGAGAGGGAUGGCUUUGGACUUCGCCGCGGGUUGCUUUGGAGGCGCUGCUGGUGUUUUGGUUGGACAUCCUUUUGAUACAGUAAAGGUGAGGCUCCAAAUUCAGAGUGUGGAUAAACCCCUCUACAGGGGGACCUACCACUGCUUCCAGUCCAUCAUACGCCAGGAGUCGAUGCUGGGCCUGUACAAGGGCAUCGGCUCUCCCAUGAUGGGGCUGACAUUCAUCAACGCCAUCGUGUUCGGCGUCCAGGGCAACGCCAUGCGCUACCUGGGCCGUGACACGCCGGCCAACCAGUUCCUGGCGGGCGCGUCGGCGGGCCUCAUCCAGUGCGUCAUCUGCUGUCCCAUGGAGCUGGCCAAGACGCGCAUGCAGAUGCAGGGCACGGGCGAGAAGAAGAAGUCCUCGCGGAAGCUGUACAAGAACUCCCUGGACUGCCUGGUGCGGAUCUACCGCCGGGAGGGCAUCCGGGGCAUCAACCGCGGCAUGGUCACCACCGUCAUCCGCGAGACGCCGGGCUUCGGCAUCUACUUCCUGGCGUACGACGUGCUGACGCGGCGCCUGGGCUGCGAGCCCGACGACCCUUACAUGAUCCCCAAGCUGCUGUUCGCCGGCGGCAUGUCGGGCAUCGCCUCCUGGCUCUCCACCUACCCCGUGGACGUGAUCAAGUCCCGCCUCCAGGCGGACGGAAUGGGCGGGGUCCACCAGUACAACGGCAUCGCCGACUGCGUGCGGCAGAGCCUGAAGAAGGAGGGCUGGCGGGUGUUCACGCGCGGCCUCACGUCCACGCUGCUGCGCGCCUUCCCCGUCAACGCCACCACCUUCGCCAGCGUGACGCUCUUCCUGAUGUACAUGCGCCAGGGCGAUGGCUCCGCCCUCCAGGACUGUGAGACACAGGCUGUUUCGGUGGAGCCCACCAGCAUGUAACUCCAAGCCCUCCCUGACCCACCAGGGAGGGGGGGGGGGGGGGGUUAGUGUGCUGGUCCAGAGCUGAAGCAUACCCAUGCAUCAGCACACUUUGCAUCUUUCUUUGGUUCUCAGGGCCAUCGACCAUCGUCGGGAGACGCAGCAGGGAAACCGCAGCAUGGAGAGGAUCUGUGGAACCGGGUUGGUUUGUUUCCAUAGUGUUGGAACGUUUUUUCUGAACAGAUUUUUUUCUAGAGAAGCAUCUAUUCCAAGGGAACUUGACUCCUUGGAGCACCUUGACAAGUGACCACUUCUUGUGUAUUUUAAGAUUACAACUGUACUUGUAAAUACGAACAUCCUUGGUUUUAGUAAAGAGUCGAUUGUUUUAAUAUUCGUUAUUUAGGUGACUUUAUGUAGCCUCGUGAGGCCAUCCAGAUAUCGCAGUUUGCGUUUCGCAAGGAAUAUCAGUGUGGCCUUGGCUGGGUAGAUCCGUAUUGACCCGAAUAUGAGGCUAGUUUUUUUUGACUGAAACAUUGGGGUCGUCUUAUAUACGGGGUCUAGACUUUUAAAUCACAAUAUACAUUCACAACUUCCUGGUAAUAAUAUCUUCUUAUACCAUUCAUUUUACUAACUCCCUUCUGGUUCUAUGCUCCUUUCACCAUAAAAACUAGGUGUUUCGGAGAAACACCUAGUCGGAGAAACACCCCCCCACGUCUCUCCUCUGGAAUUAUAUGGACAGUAGAGUGUCCUGGGUGUCCUUAUCCUUACGGGAUUGUGUUUUAAUCAUGAUUUUCAAAUAAAAUUAUUCUUUUAAAUAAAACUGAUUUCAUCUUAAAAAAAAAAAAGAGGGUGGAUGUUACAUCUACAUUUAAGGCAUUUAGCAGACGCUUUUAUCCAAAGCGACUUACAAUAAGUACAUUUGUCAUAAGAAGUGCAACAAUAUAUCGCUGUCGGUACAGAAAGGAUGUUCAUAGAACCAAGUGUACAACAAGUACAACAAUCGCUAGGCUAACCAAUUCCCCGUGUUACAGCUAUGAUAGCAGCUACUGCAGUUGCUACACAGUUAAAUACUAUAAUACAAUACAACACAAUACAAUACAAUGUACAAUGGUGGCCAGAAGGGGGAGGGAUGUCUUGCAUUCUCCAGUGAAUCAGAGUGAGAGAAAAACCUUCCUUGCAGAUUUGUUAAUAUUUUAUCAUUGUCAUUCAGUCUAUUUAAUCAUGAACUGUAACUCUUUCCCCCUCUAGAUGAACGAUCCUAUUAAUGUUAAAUUUUAAAUCCCCAGACUUAACUGCAGAGAGUAACUAAAUGAACUCACCAGACCAAGAUGGCCUCUCAAGAUGCUUGACUUUAUGGGUUACAUUGCCACUUAACAUAGCAGUGUGUUACAUGUGGUGAGUUUAAUGUGGACUGCAUAGGAAAUUGUUUAGGUCAAAGCAACACUUGUUUUUUUCAUUUCGUCUUCUGUGAGUAUUCAUUCAGUACUCGGGUUGAAAUGCAUCUGAAUGAAAAGUAAUUUUGUUCCAAAUGGUUAUUUUAAAAAGAAGAGUGAUUACUUUCUUUGCCUUUUUGCAAAACUACUACAUGAUGCUAAAAAGCUUUUGGAUUAAUACACUGAUUGUUAAACUCUCCUUGUUUUAGUUAAUUCAUUUCAUGUUUUCAAAGUCUGAGGCUCAACCAAGAGUACAAUUUUGAAAUUGGUCAAAUAAAGCAGGAAUGGAAUUGGGACACAAGACAUGGCCUUUUCAGUUUACAAUUGACCAGCAGACCACGUCCAAAUCCUCAGUUACACAUUAAAAGGUAGCCAUACAUGUACACUACAUACUUUUGGAUACUAUAUUUAUAUGUAUUUAAGGAUCUUUAUACAGUUCCAGAAGAUCCGAACUUUCCUAUGAAAAGUCAUGUUACUGUAGAGUCUGUGGGACUUUGUCAAGUGGAAGAUUCUAUGCUGAUUGUAUGGAUGGGAAUCUGAGCAAUACGUUUGUUUCAAUCCAGUGGACAAUAUUAAUUAAUUUUAAAUGUUCCUCUUGGUUUUCUUUGGCAACGGUUUGGAAAUACACCAACAAAGAUCCUUUUAGCCGAAAGAGAAGCUCUUAUUUGAAAUAAGUUAUCUUUGUUAACUCUAAACUAUGAUCUUUUCAGAUUGAAUGAAGCCAAACUAGUUAAUCAGAUUAAGUUUAUUUUCUACUGUACCUUCAUUUUGUUUUGAGAAACUGCUGUAUCAUAAAUAUGAAGUGUAUAUGGGGUUAAAAAAACAAUCGCACAAUGACAAGGGGAUUAUCUGUGAGUUUGGUUCUGCAAUGUGUAGACCAUUUUUCAGUAUUCUAGUACUUUAUAUAUUUUUAGCUGUGCCAUGUUGCAUUAAAAUCGUCCAAUCCUGGGCCAUGCCAUUUGACUGAAUGUCAUCGCUGGCCUUGUAAAAUGUUCACCACUGUUGCCUGCGUUAUGUACAUCUGUGAAUGUUGAAUCUGCCAUUUGUCAUUUUUUUUAAUGAAUGACUGAAUAAACCAGUUACAACAUUUA